AUGCCAGCAGCCUGCCUGAAUGCGGUGCUCGUCUCUUACAGACCAGCCAGUUCCUGCUGGAGGCUCCUGAUAUCAUCUGGGGAGAUGACGUCCAGGCCCCCCAACUGCCUGCUGCGGCUGCUCCGGGGUGCCCCGAGGCAGCGGGUCUGCACCCUGUUCAUCAUCGGCUUCAAGUUCACGUUUUUGGUCUCCGUCAUGGUCUACUGGCACAUUGUGGGAGAGCCCAGGGGCCAAGGACAGUUCUCUAACCUGCCUGCUGACAUACCCUGCCCGCGCUUGGUCUCCCACACACUGUCCUCCGGCACCCCACCUCCCGGCAACAUCUUCUUCCUGGAGACUUCUGACCGGACGGACCCCAACUUCCUGUUCAUGUGCUCAGUGGAGUCAGCAGCCAGGGCCCAGCCUGAGUCCCGGGUGGCGGUCCUGAUGAAGGGGCUGCCCGGCGGGAACGCCUCCCUGCCCCGGCACCUGGGCCUCUCGCUUCUGGGCUGUUUCCCCAACGUCCAGAUGCUCCCGCUGGACCUGCAGGAGCUGUUUUGGGACACGCCCCUGGCAGGCUGGUACGCGGCCCUGCAGCGGCAGUGGGAGCCCUACGUGCUGCCCGUGCUCUCCGAUGCCUCCAGGAUUGCGCUCAUGUGGAAGUUCAGAGGCAUCUACCUGGACACGGACUUCAUCGUCCUCAAGAGCCUGGGGAACCUGACCAACGCGCUGGGCACCCAGUCCCACUAUGUCCUCAACGGUGCCUUCCUGGCCUUCGAGCGCCACCACGAGUUCAUGGCGCUGUGCAUGCGCGACUUCGUGGCCCACUACAACGGCUGGAUCUGGGGCCACCAGGGCCCGCAGCUGCUCACGCGGGUCUUCAAGAAGUGGUGCUCCAUCCGCAGCCUGGGCGAGAGCCAUGCCUGCCGCGGCGUCACCACCCUGCCCUACGAGGUGUUCUACCCCAUCCCCUGGCAGAACUGGAAGAAGUUCUUCGAAGACGUCAGCCCCGAGGAGCUGUCCCGGCUGCUCAACGCCACCUACGGUCAUGUGUGGAAAAAGAAGAGCCAGGGCACGUGCUACAAGGCCACGUCCAGGGCACUGCUGGCCCAGCUCCACGCCCGCUACUGCCCCAUGAUGCACGAGGCCAUGAAGCUUUACUUGUGA
Messenger RNA from Balaenoptera ricei (Rice's whale), 1146 nucleotides. RefSeq names its product lactosylceramide 4-alpha-galactosyltransferase-like. Gene Ontology annotation, biological process: protein O-linked glycosylation. Gene Ontology annotation, molecular function: acetylglucosaminyltransferase activity. Lineage: Eukaryota; Metazoa; Chordata; Mammalia; Artiodactyla; Balaenopteridae. The record is from RefSeq and is a predicted model, not a curated record.